AUGGAAGGUCUGGUGCAGUCUGAUCCUAGAGUGACAACCAGGCUCAGUGAUGCCCUCACCAUCCCCAAUAGCCACUGUGACGACUAUGGUGACCUGGAGCUCUAUCGCUCCUGGUGCUGCACCACCUUCUGCAAAGACUACCCCGACCUGCAGCUCAGAGGAGACCAUGUGGGAAACAGGAGCUCAGAGAGCCCGCGGCUGGAGAAUGAGGGGUUCGAAGGACCACUUCUUCAAUCUCAGGACCUGGGAGAGCUGGAGGCCUUGGAACCCACAGGGCCUGUGGAGCCUAGGGUGCAGGUGGAGUCCCAGCCCCUGCAGGAUGAGGGUUGCCUGGUCAUGGACAGCAGCAUCAUCACCCUGAACAGGGAGCCUCUAUCCAAUUCCAUGCUGAACGGCUAUCUGGAGAGUAAGCUGCUGGAGGUGUACAGACAGCACAUGCAGGACAGCCUGGCCCGGGGCAGCUCUCCCCUGGUCCAGACACCUCCCCAGGGCCUGAUACCAGCCCCAGUAAUGAAGCUCAGCCUGCAUCUCUGUCAGGACCACGGCCUGGACUCCAGUACGGCCCAGAGCAUCGUCAUCCACUACCUUAGCACCUACACCGUGGCUAGCUCCCACUUCAGCUCCCCCAACCUGCGCAUCUCCAACCCUGAGCCUAGAAGAAAGCCCACCUGA
Messenger RNA from Salvelinus namaycush (lake trout), 672 nucleotides. Its product is annotated as TLR adapter interacting with SLC15A4 on the lysosome-like. The coding region runs from base 1 to 672 and encodes 223 amino acids. The record is from RefSeq and is a predicted model, not a curated record. The transcript has a single exon. NCBI's taxonomy places the organism in Eukaryota, Metazoa, Chordata, Actinopteri, Salmoniformes, Salmonidae. Gene Ontology annotation, biological process: regulation of toll-like receptor signaling pathway.